GGGUAUCAAAAUCUCAUGAUCUCAGGGGCCAAUAGUCCAAAUUUACAAUGAUAGAAAAUUGGGGGAUAGAUACAAUUUCAGACAUCUUAAUCAAAUUACCUUGUUACAUCAUAAUAAACAUCUACCAAGUCUACAGCAAAGGAUUCACGAAUUUCUUGCUUAUUUGAAUUGCUUUUUUUAACAGCAGCAUAUACUCCCUUGGAUUUGAGAAAAUGCCCUUUAUAAUAAAUAUAUUGACGCCAUACACGUAGAAACAGUGCAAUUGAAGUAUUUGGUGAGGCCUUGAUUAUUUGAAUUGUCUUUUUACAACAACAUUAUCGUCCAUAUACCAUGCAUAAGUCUUCUAAGAGAGGAAAAUAUAGCCCUGGUUAAUGUACACAAUGGAUCUCGUUAUCGAAUUAUGACUCGACAACCUGAGAGAAAACGUAUGACACAUGGAUUGUUAAAACCAUCCUGUCAUAAUGAUAUAACUAUGUCUUCGAAAAGAUGCAAGAGUACAGAGGCUCCUGCAUAUUGUUCUUUUGUUGGAGGCAAACGGGAUGAUGGAUUUGAAAACGAUGAAGGAUCUAUCCAAGACGUGACCAUGUCUUCGAAAAGAUGCGAGGAUACCUUGACAAGAUCAGAUUGUUCUCUCGUUCGAGGCGAACGGAAUGCUGGAUUUGAAAACGAUAAAGAAUCUACCCAGGAUUCUGUUGAGGAUUGUGGGUAUACGCAAAUCGCCACCCAGAAAGAACAUUCUGACAUAUCUUCUGUAAUCCAGAAUACCGACCUUGUGGAUGAGAGCAAACCAAAAGAGUGCGGUGGCUCAAGAUGGAGUAGAUUCCAGAUCCCUCAUAUAGGAAUUGUGUAUACAAUUACAUCCGCUGUGAUCCUGUCACUCUCUGGCAUGAUUGUGGUGUACCUCUCAGGAACACUGGGUCCGAACCAGCUUCUAUUUUCCCGGACAACUAUACAGCUCCUCUUUUGUCUACCGAUGAGUGCCCUCAACAGGGUUUCCUUUUCACACAGCCGCAAAGCGUACGGUUUACUUUUUCUUCGGUCUAUCCUUGGCGCAAUCAAUACAUCCCUGACAUACAUAAUCUAUCAAAUCAUGCCGGUUUCAAGUUCAAAAUCUAUUCAGUACAGCGCUCCUGUGUUUGCAGGACUGCUUGGCUGGAUAUUUUUAAAGGAAUCCUGCUCGUUUUUGGACACUCUUUUCUCCUUUCUGACUCUCGUUGGCGUUUUCCUGAUCGCGCAGCCACCAUUUCUCUUCGGGAAUUCCGAAUUGGAUGGCAUAGCUUUCGAUGCGAGAGUUCUUGGUUCGGUACUGAGCCUCUUAAGCGCUUUCCUUUCCGCGACCAUUUUGAUCCUUAUGCGAAAACUUGGGUUUUAUAAGGUUCCUUCGUUGGUCGUGCUUAUUUUUUAUUCAAUCUGUGGGUUAUUGUUAUCUGCAUUUCUCACGACCGUCUUACAGCAAUGGACACUGCCUGGAUGCGGAGGGGAUCGUAUCAUUCUCCUUGCCAAUGCAGUUAGUAACUUCUCCUCCCAAAUCCUAAUCUACCUCGCCCUUAAAACGGAACGGGCUCAAACUGUUGCUCUCGUCCACUCAUGUGACAUUAUUUUCUCAUUCACCUUAGAAUAUUUGUUCUUUGGUGUCAUGCCGAACUAUAUUACAGCGAUCGGGACCUUCGUGAUCAUCACUAGUUUUGUUGGGAUUACCUUGAAGAAAUUGUGGGAGAGUCAAAAACUUGAAAAUAGGCAAGAGGGAAAUGGGGAAGACAACCAAAGCGGCAUCACCAACAGCUGACAAGGGAGCCAAUUUUGUUAAAUAGAUACAACUCCGUCAUUUCAUUAAGUGUCUAAAUAGUCUUCAAAGAAAAUGAAAAUGUUACUGAGAGAGAGAGUCCUAAAUAUCAACUUUAUUCAAAACUGAAAAAAAAUCAUUGUACGGUAGAAUCAAUGGAUGACCCAAAUAAAUGCUAUCUUUACCUUUGUUACGUUGGAAUACGAGAUGUAACUCCAAGGA
Lytechinus variegatus (green sea urchin) is the source of this 2005-nucleotide messenger RNA. Its product is annotated as solute carrier family 35 member G1-like. The record is from RefSeq and is a predicted model, not a curated record. Gene Ontology annotation, cellular component: membrane. Lineage: Eukaryota; Metazoa; Echinodermata; Echinoidea; Temnopleuroida; Toxopneustidae. The transcript has a single exon. The coding region runs from base 401 to 1786 and encodes 461 amino acids.